AUGCUGACUUUGGGGCCUGGAAAGUAUGACGUCUUUCAGCAGUCUCGUCAGCUGCCAGGAUACCAGACCGUCAUGGUCGGACAGAUCCUGACAAACGAGACGGAUCCCUUGUUCUCGUGGCAGUAUAACGCAAGCGCCCCGUGUCCUAACGAGUGCUUCCGGGUUCCCAGCGCGACCAGGGGCGGGACCACAUGCUCCAACAUCACUGUAUCCAGGAGGGACUACGAGGCCCUGUGA
Molecule: messenger RNA, 237 nt
Organism: Colletotrichum higginsianum IMI 349063
Lineage: Eukaryota; Fungi; Ascomycota; Sordariomycetes; Glomerellales; Glomerellaceae
Product: Cytidine and deoxycytidylate deaminase zinc-binding region
Exons: 1
Coding region: 1-237 (78 amino acids)
Source: RefSeq, a predicted model, not a curated record